Molecule: messenger RNA, 1794 nt
Organism: Quercus lobata
Lineage: Eukaryota; Viridiplantae; Streptophyta; Magnoliopsida; Fagales; Fagaceae
Product: AT hook motif DNA-binding family protein
Exons: 6
Coding region: 215-1390 (391 amino acids)
Molecular function (GO): minor groove of adenine-thymine-rich DNA binding
Source: RefSeq, a predicted model, not a curated record
UAUUUAUUAUUUAUUAAAAAGGAGAAAGAAAAUAAAAUAUAAAUAAAUUUCACAAUUCUCGCAUUUCUUAGAAAAAGCCCUCUGGAGUUCCUCUGCGUUUUCGUUCCAAAAACCCUAGAAUUCCUCCUCUUCUAAUUUUCAGCCUCCUCUGCUAUUUUUUUUCUGAAUUAUUGGGUUUGUGAUUUUAUGAGAAAUCAGUAAAAAAAAAAAAAAAAUGUCAGGAUCAGAGACAGGAGUGAUGACAAGUAGAGAGCCAUUUAACGUCGGUGCACUUCAACAACAUCAACAACAGCAACAGUCGUCGUCGUCGCCGCCGCCGGCACAGCCACUGGUUCAGAACAUGCGCUUGGGUUUUAGUUCCGACGGCAACGCCGUUUACAAGCCCAUCUCCGCCGCAACAAACGCCACAGCUGCUACGACGACAGCAACAGCAGCAGCAGCAACAUCACCGACUUACCAGCUUGAUGGUGGAAGUGGUGGUGGUGGGGCUGUGAAUGUGAAUGUGAAUAUGGGGAGUAUGAGUGGCGGCGAGCAAGCUAAGAGGAAAAGAGGGAGACCCAGAAAGUAUGGCCCAGAUGGCUCUAUGGCUUUGGGUCUCACUCCUACGGCUCAGCCCGUACCUGUAGCUCAGACUCAGUCAAGUGGUGGAGGUGGGUUUUCAUCUCCUCAUCCAGCUCCAACUCCUCCUCCUUCGGCUCCCACAUCGCUUCCUUCUGGAGGAUCAGCGCCACCCACUUCGUUCAAGAAAGCUAGGGGCAGACCGCCUGGUUCUAGUAGCAAGAAGCACCAAUUGGAAGCUUUGGGAUCAGCAGGUGUUGGGUUUACACCUCAUGUUAUCACCGUGAAGGCUGGAGAGGAUGUAUCCUCAAAAAUUAUGGCAUUUUCUCAGAAUGGUCCAAGGGCUGUCUGCAUUAUGUCAGCUAAUGGAGCCAUAUCUAAUGUGACUCUCCGCCAACCAGCCACAUCUGGUGGAACUGUAACUUAUGAGGGGCGAUUCGAAAUUCUGUCCCUUUCUGGUUCAUUCCUGCUAACUGAAAAUGGUGGUCAGCGGAGCAGAACUGGGGGUUUAAGUGUGUCUUUAUCUGGUCCAGAUGGACGUGUAUUAGGUGGUGGCGUGGCUGGCCUUCUUACAGCUGCAACCCCUAUUCAGGUGGUUGUGGGGAGUUUCAUCACAGAUGGUCGGAAGGAAUCAAAGUCAGCAAACCAUAUGGAGCCUUUGAAUGCCCCAUCAAAGCUUGGCCCUGGAGGUGGGCAUACAGGGGCCAGCAGCCCACCAUCACGUGGAACUCUUAGCGAAUCCUCGGGCGGACCUGGUAGCCCACUUAACCAUAGCACUGGAGCUUGCAAUAACAGUAACCCGCAGGGCAUGUCUAGCAUGGCAUGGAAGUAAAACCCCUUGUAACUUGGAGUCUUUUCACUGAUUUGUGUUGUAGGCAUGGGCUCUAAUGUUGUGUUUCUAUCUAUUUUUUAAGCCGUACUAGACCAUUUGUAACUCAGGCCUUUUGUGUAGGUGAGUAGAAUAAGGACUAUAGAAUGCUUUCUUUGUUUGACUUCAUUGGCCAUUGCCAGCUGAAAAGUACCAACCAGCUAGUGAGAGGUGCCCUAUGCACUUUGAGGUUGUAAGCUAGGAAUUAGAGAGGAGCUUGUGCGUUUAGGAAUUUCUAGAUUGAGAUGGUGUUUUAGCUUGUCAUGUGUUGGCUUACUGUAGUUUGUUGCUGUCGCCCAUCAAAUAUACCGGAGUUUCCCUUUGUUUUGCAAUUGAUCAUGGCUAAAUAUUGUAUCAAUUUUCUCUUU